ACGAAAAGCUUUCAUUGAGAUACAGUGCCAGUGCGGCAACUAUUACAGUUUGAAACCAUGGCGCCGUUGACAGCAAUUACGAUUGUGGCUUCCUGCUUUCUCUUUGGUUUUACAUCAGCUCACCUCCCUGGAGAGACAUGCAACCAAGCACUUGGAAUGGAAUCAGGGGCCAUAUCUGACUCGAUGAUUACAGCCUCCAGCAGUUUCAGUGAUCGUCGGAGCCCUCGCUAUGCACGUCUCCACCAGCGAGAUGGCGAUGGUGGAUGGACAGCCAACCCAAACGACGAGGACUCGGCGCCAAGUCUGACGAUAGACCUGGGACACAGGGCCAGGGUAGUUGCCGUGGCAACGCAAGGUCGAUACAACAGCAAUGAGUUUGUGAAAGCUUUUAAGUUGGCGUACGGUGAUGAUGGAGAAAAUUGGGUCUUUGCCCUAGAAAACCAAGCGGAAAAGACUUUCCAAGCCAACGCCAACAGUGAUGAUGUCAUAAAGACGACGUUACCAGAACCCGUGGAAGGCCGUUAUAUUCGCUUCAUGCCAACAAGCUAUGAAAGCAUGAUUUCGAUGAGGGUAGAACUAUAUGGAUGUUUAAUGGACGCCCACAGUGCAUCAUUUGAUGGAUCUAACUACCUAAGAUGGGAUCUGAGUCCUGCUAGCGAAACGUUGAAUCUGGAAGAGGAGUUGAUUGAUAUCCAGUUCUUAACCGUUGAGCCGACUGGAAUCCUCCUGUCAGCCGAUGGUACACAGGGAGACUUCAUCAUGAUUGCCAUGGACGAUGGAAAAUUGAAUCUCACUCUUAAUCUAGGUAGUAACAGCUUAUACAAUGACGGCUUAUUUACCAUGGAGGUUGGAAGUCUCCUGGAUGACGGACACUGGCAUAGCAUGAGAUACAUGAGGGUUGAUCAUGAAAUCACUCUUCAGCUCGACGGCUUGAAGGUCAGAGGUGAACUCUCCAGUGACUUUGCCAAACUGGAUCUAGACAGAGAGAUGACAAUUGGCGGUGCAUCAGACAAGGCCAAACGUCUGCACAGAAUUAAGCAGAACUUUAAAGGUUGUCUGCAGAAUGUGCGUAUCAGUAACACGGUGAACCCAUCUCUCCUGGGCAUCGCUCUAGACUUCAUAUCAGAGGUGGAGAUAGGAGGAAGACGAGCAUUCUCAUCGGUCGGUGAAUUCCAUGCCGGCUGUACCAGCCUAGAUACGACCUCGUUGACCUUCCCGACGGAGGACUCGUAUCUCAAGUGGACCAUUUUUACCUCCAAUAACAACAACUUCACGGUGCAUUUACGAUUCCGUACCUUUGACGAUGACUCACUGAUGCUGUACAAUGAACAGGGCUCUAACCAGUUUAUUGCGUUAGGUGUUCGGGACUCCAGGUUUGUGGUCAUCAUCAAAAACGGCGGCGAUACUAUCGACAUACCGGCUGCUGUGUAUGUCAAUGAUGGUCUAUGGCACAGGUCAAGGGUCGAGGUCGCUUCAGGUCAAGUCCACAUCACUAUAGAUGACACCAAACAGACAACUUCAUUCAACACUGGAUUUGUUUCUACAUCUACAGAGUUUUAUAUUGGUGGGACCAUGUUACCCAGCGGAAUAGACACAGCGUACCUACCAGGGUUCCGUGGGUGCAUCAGUGAGAUCCAUCUUCAGGACAUCACUGUGGACAUUGCUAGUCUGGAAUCUACCACCACACCAUCAGGCGUCAUCAAGAAUGACAUCCAGGUCGAUACCUGCGCUCUCUUUGACUGGUGUAGCCCAAACCCUUGCGAACACGGCAGUGUGUGCUCUUCAGAAUGGCAUACCUUUGUAUGUGAUUGCUAUGGAACAGAAUAUUCUGGAGCAGUAUGUCACACAAGUAAUAAUGAACAGCUCUGUGUUAAUCAACUCAUACCCGGAGAAACAGUCAUUGAUACAGACGGCAGUGGUCCUAUCACACCUCUAUCAGUACGCUGUGCCAUCGAAGUUGAUGAUGACGCUGGGUCUGGUAUGUAUUACCGAUGGACGGAGAUCAGUCACAAUGUGGAAGAAACGAUGGAUAUACCAAGUGGGAACGAAGCUCCAGGAUCUUACAUGCAGAGGAUAGAAUAUGAGGCUACUAUGGAACAGAUCGAAGACUUGAUUCAACACUCUGAGCAAUGUGAACAGUUCGUCAGAUACGAGUGCACCAAUGCAAAGUUACUCAAUUCACCAAGUGGAUCUCCCUAUGGUUGGUGGGUGAACAGACAUGAUCAGAAGAUGGUCAACUGGGGUGGAGCACCUGUAGGAACAGGAAGGUGUGCAUGUGGUAUUGGUAUGGUGUGUGCCCCCGAUAACUCCAAGUACUGUAACUGCGAUGCUGAUUCUACAAACGAUGGUGUUGAUGAGGGCUACCUGACCGAGAAGGACCAUCUACCUGUAACACAGCUCAGGUUUGGGGAUACCGGUGAUGCAGGGUCAUCAGCUUCUUAUCAGCUGGGAAAACUUAGAUGUAGAGGGGACGUGAGUCUGACCAACAUAGUAAGCUUUGUCCAGCGAGAGGCCCACCUAGCUGCCCAUAUGAUGACCACUCCUCAGGGCGCCUUGGACGUUGCCUUUGACUUCAAGACCACGGUAGACCCAUCAGAUCCCAGCGAUCCAGCCACUGCUGCCGUCUUCGUUGCAGCUGAUGCCGAGAAAGAAGGAUUAAUCGAGGUGAAGUUGGUGAAUGACCGAACGAUACAGGUCCAGUUUGAUUACGGUGCGGACAUGAUGACCAUCAGCGUGACCGUACCAGACCCCCUCAACGAUGACGCCUGGCAUUCCGUCCAAGCAAACUUUGACCGCAAGGAGGUGUGGCUGAGGGUGGACAGAGAACCAGUGGAGAAGAUGGUCUUAGAUCGGCCAGAGCUUACAUUGGCGCUGACCGGGCCAAUCUAUAUAGGUUCAUCAACGGUCCAAUCGGAUGGCUUUGUUGGAUGCUUGCGUAAGAUGAGGGUGAAUGGAGAGCUUGUUGACAUGGCAGCGAUGGCAGAGACUGCUAAAGAUGUUCAUGCAGGCUGCGUCGGGCAAUGCUCAACGGAACCGUGCUUGAAUGGAGGCAUGUGUAUAGAGAAAUACGACACCGUAGAAUGCCAGUGUGAUGAUACAGCCUUCGGGGGAUCCUACUGCUCUGUGGAGGUUGGAGCAGAGAUGUCGAGCGGAGCCCGCAUUUCCUACUCGUUACCAGAUGAACUGAAGUAUACCAAAGACAUGGACACCAUCAUCCUUGCCUUCAAGACCAGCCAACCUCAAGGGCAGCUCUUCAGGGUAGAGAACGCUGAUGAUGGCAGCCAUAUUGAUCUAGUGCUAGAUGGAUCAGGGUAUGCUGUGUUAAAAGUAAGACUUGACAGUGAAAAUGAAGAGACACUUACAGAGAUGAAAAACUUUGCCGACAACAAGAACCAUUUUGUUACAAUCACAAGGAACAUGAAAGAAAUACGCUUUCAGGUUGAUGAUUAUAUUCCUCUUAAAACGGAAGGCCAGGCCUUUACAACUACAGCAUUCACUCCAGCUGAUAUCUUCAUUGGAAACUCUGGUACCAAUGGGAAUAGCUUCAUCGGUUGCAUAUCUCGAGUUCAGUUCAACGGCGUCGACCCCCUCAAGCUGUACUUUGGUGCCACCCGUCCUCAGGGCGUGGCAGGGUCAGGGUUCAUCAGCCAGUCGAGGUGCGGUAUCGAGGAGCAGAUACCCAUGUUCCUACCCACCGAGGAGUACCCACCGACGGAACCACCCAUGGUCACCCAGUUUAUACCUUCAGCUGCACCCGUCAGCUCAGAUCUGGCUCCGGGAGAUAAAGCCGCUAUCGCAAUUGUGGUGAUCCUUCUGCUCCUAGCGCUGUGUCUUCUUCUCUUCCUCAUCGGGCGUUACACGUCGCGUCAUAAAGGAAUGUAUUCCACCAACGAAGACAAAGGAGCGAAGAAUGCACGCAAUGCUGACGAUGCUGUAGCGUUACAUGGCUCAAAGAGAACUAAGGAGUACUAUAUGUAGGCUCAUCGUUACGGUUCUUUCUGAUUUAAAAUGUCUGUUCUACAUUCGGUCAUACUCUUGUAGUUGCAUACUUGUAGAAAAAUACCAUUUCUGUCUUGGUUGUAAGCAAUACAUUUGUUUCUUUUUCAAUUACAUACAAUAAGAGGAUGCCUGUCUUGAUUGUCAACGGUAAACGCUUUAUUUUCAUUCAAUAUGCAAUUGUAUCAUGUCGAAUGGAGAUUGAAUAAUUAUGAAGAAGAUUGCUAUAAACUCUUUAUUUUCAUUCAAUAUGCAAUUGUAUCAUGUAGAAUUGAUAUUGAAUAAUUAUGAAGAAGAUUGCUAUAAACUCUUUAUUUUCAUUCAAUAUGCAAUUGUAUCAUGUCGAAUUGAUAUUGAAUAAUUUUGAAGAAGAUUGCUUUGGUUUAGUAUUCUCAGGUAUUCAAUAUCAAAUUGUUUGCGAUCUUGGAACAAAAUAUUAAUAUGCCGGGGAAGUUUAAAGGGCAUUGAUAUUGUCAAGUAGAAUGGAUAUUUGAUAGGGAGAUAUGAAAAUCAUAAUGCUGGACAUAGUUGUAUGUGUUGGCUCCUAAGUAAAGCUUCUCUGAAGAAUUUGAUUAGUGUAAUCUGAUAACAUCUCAAAAGAGAUAGAUAAAGUGAAAAUGUAGUUUGAUGUAUUCCACCAAACCCGUGAUGUUCCUUUAUGAAAAUUUGUUGAAAUUUAACUGUUUAAAAAAACUAGAUGCCAGAAAGUAGCUGCAUUUCCAUCAAAACAAAUUUCUAGAGCAGAUUUUACUAUUGUAAUGCAUCACUUUUUGCAAGCCAACAUUGUUCAAAUUCAUUGCAAACUACAUGUACUUGUGUGAAAUAUGCGAAGAUACAAUAAUCUCUUCAAAAGGAUGUAAAUAUUUCUUUUAUUUCUUAAGUGGUCUUCACACUUCAUAUGUUGUUGAGUGCAUUAUUUUUACAACGAAUGAUGAUUGAACGAUGAAAAUGUAUAUCGCACUGAAUGUUUGGUGAGUUUUAUGACACAGCAAUUAUGUUUUACUGAACUGCUCAAAAUGUCCAUGUUUUCAGUUGAUACAACGUCAAAUCACUAGAAAAGCAUAAAAUAUAGAGAUCCUACGCAACAAUUUUGUUUGUCAACGUAGCAAGUCCUUUAAGAUUAAAUCGGCACAUCAUAUAUUGCAAAUAUCUGUCCAUCUAGCGAGUACCUCGUCCUACUGUCAGUUAAUAUUUUUGUGCGAAUGGUAUUGUUGCCUAUUACCGACUCCACCAAAAAGGAUACUAAGGUACGUUGAUUUUGACUGCAGCUGUUUGAUACCAAUCAAAGAAAUUUGUCAGUACCCACUACCUGAUUAAUUCACAUCAUCAAACGAAAUGAGGAUCAUUUGUUGCAUGAUAAGGCUUCUGUGUAUCCUACAAUGUAUUCAGUCAAAGCCUUAAGGGGCAAAUAGUGCAAGAUAUGUGAUUUUUUAGAGACUAAAUCUAAGUGUACAUAAUUCAUGAGAUUGUAGUGUAAAUAGAAGAAGUUUUUGCAAAUAUUAAUACAUUUUUACAAUCGAAGAGUAUUCAUGAAAUAGGUAUUCACGCUAUGUAAAAUAUCUGUAUAUCUGGUUCAAGCUAUUUUAGAUAAAAUAUGCAUUUUUGUAUGUGAAAGUUUGCGAUCUGUAUUUAUAUAAAAAAUGAAUUUCGUGUAGCUGAAUAUAAGAUAUUGAGAUGGUUGAGCUGCGAUAGUAUUCAUUCCCGCUCAUUAGUUAGUUGAAUGAAGCAAGCAGUUUGGCUGAAGUGUGUUCAUGGAAAAUGAAUAAGAGGAAUGGCCUUUUUAAAGCUUGCCACUGAGUUGGAUGUUAUAGCAAUGCUUUCCUUUUCGUCAUAAUCAUGCACUGUGGUAAACAUACUUUUUGCAAGUGAUUAUGUUUUCUGUGAGCCUCACAUAUUAAAAGCAUCAAUCGUUUCGUCCAAUAAUUAGUUAUUUGAGUAAAAGAGUCAUGGUAAUUAUUGAACAAUUUUUAAGAAUUCAGGAAUUGUAUUGGAAGGUGUAACCGUAUUCUACACUACAUUGCCAAAUUUGAACAUGCUGUUUGAUACAGUAAUUGAAACUUUGUACAGUGCUUUUAUGAAUGUUUUGUCAUUGCAGUUAUUGAAGAAGAAAACGAGAAAUUCAACAGAACUAACAACACCUUGAUCAAAAUUGAAAUGAACUUUUUUAUGAACUUCAUAUUUAUGGCCCAC
Molecule: messenger RNA, 6186 nt
Organism: Strongylocentrotus purpuratus (purple sea urchin)
Lineage: Eukaryota; Metazoa; Echinodermata; Echinoidea; Camarodonta; Strongylocentrotidae
Product: contactin-associated protein-like 2
Exons: 24
Coding region: 58-3978 (1306 amino acids)
Source: RefSeq, a predicted model, not a curated record